Thrips palmi is the source of this 1187-nucleotide messenger RNA. RefSeq lists its product as uncharacterized. Gene Ontology annotation, cellular component: non-motile cilium; centriole. The transcript has 5 exons. Gene Ontology annotation, biological process: cilium assembly. NCBI's taxonomy places the organism in Eukaryota, Metazoa, Arthropoda, Insecta, Thysanoptera, Thripidae. The coding region runs from base 270 to 983 and encodes 237 amino acids. The record is from RefSeq and is a predicted model, not a curated record.
GGAGCAAAUUUGAAAUAUAACCGCACGAUUUGGAGUCAAACGUCAUUUUGAGACUGACAACCUUGUCUAAAACUUAUUGGCAUCUCGGCAAGUGUUUCCCGAUUCAGUGACAGAUCGAAUCUUGUGUUCGGAAGGGUAUAGUUUGACAUCGUCGGUGUAUAUGUGAUUGUUUGUUUUGAAAAUUCAAGGGGUACAUUCGGACAACUUUGUGUGAUUAAGUCCAUUGUUCAUAAUAUUGGAGUCAUACGUUUUGUUUUUUCUCCAUCAAAAUGGAUUUGGUUGAUAAAUUAAACCCUGCUGAAGUACUGUCACACUUACGUGACAUGGGAUACCACAAUAUUACACCUCUCCAACUAAAAGAAUUCGUAAUAGAUCUAAAAAAGUUGAUUGUUUACGAUCAACUGAGCUCAAGCUCAGGGUCAUCGUCAUCUCUAUCUACAUCAACAAGCUCUGAAUCUGAUUAUUUUUCAUCUUAUGAAACUCUGUCCGACUCAUCUGGAGAGGCAAUCAGACAGUUAGAAAGCAAUAGAUUAUAUCCACCUGGACAACAUGGAAGAUAUGAAAAUUUAGUUUGCCGUGCUAGCUCCAAACCUGCAUUGCCUGCGUCUUCAAGGAGUACAUUCAAAAGGAGUUCUUUCUCAUCUUCGUCUUUAUCACAAAAACUUACUCAAAAAGAAAAUCUGCCUCCACGAAGAGAGAGAACUAAAUCGAACAGUGGGCAAACUUUGGAGGAGAUUGUAAAGCCCAAAACAUCCUUCAUCCGCUCUCGGAAACUUCAAGAAAUGCAAUCAGGUUCCCAAAAGCCAGCUCCCCAUGAUCCUGUCAAGUUGUACCAUCACUAUCAGUCUUUCUGGGCCAAACACAAAUGUCCUGGUGAAGAUUCUCGAGCUGAGCUCCGAUGGCUCAUCCGAGAAAAAAUGCUGGGGCAAGAUCCUCACCUCUAUUCAAAAACUCAGGUUCCUGUCAAGAAAAAUGCAAGAUGAAAUUAAAAAAAAAAAAUUGGCAAAUUUUAAAUCUUGUGUGUAAGCUGCUUUCCAUGCCCAAAUAUUUUAUGUGAUUUUCCACGGACUUUUCCAUUACAAAGUGGAAGAAAUCGUAUUAACUUUCAAUAUUUUUGUGAAUAGUUACAUUUUUUUGCAAAAAGGAAACAGUUGAUUAAAAUAAAUGUCAGGCAGAUGGAAUAAUUA